Molecule: messenger RNA, 1375 nt
Organism: Manihot esculenta (cassava)
Lineage: Eukaryota; Viridiplantae; Streptophyta; Magnoliopsida; Malpighiales; Euphorbiaceae
Exons: 7
Coding region: 98-1168 (356 amino acids)
Biological process (GO): tRNA modification
Molecular function (GO): RNA binding
Source: RefSeq, a predicted model, not a curated record
UGGGCUUUAGUUAUCCUAAGCCCAAAAGCCUCUACUGCAAUACCUCUUCCUUCUUCGCCGCAGCGAAGGGUUUUGGAAGCUCUCCGAGGACUGUGACAUGGCCGGAGAAAAAGAAGAAAGCCAGAAAGUAGAGGAAGAAUUGAAACCAGAAAAUGAAAAUGAAGAUGAAGAACCAACAGUGGAAGAAGAGCUUAAAGAGAAACAGAGCGAUUCAAAAAGAAUGAAGCCAUGGGAGCAGCACGCAGCCGUCAUAAACUUACCUCGCUUCGAUUACAACGCUCCGUCUGCGUUACUUCAGCGCUCUUACUCUGGAUUCCUUGUUACUUGCUCCAUCAAGAGGGAGAAAAGUGCGACCAAAGAAGUAAUGUCCAUUCUUGACAAGUAUAUUGGUUCCUAUAAUUAUGCAAACACUGAAUGUUUGGAAAGCUCUGAUGCAAGCCAAAGCACUAAGAGAAGGAAAACACAGAUUGAUGAAAUAGGUGGAAUAAGUGCUGAAGGCAUGGAAAGAAAGAGCACUAGUGAGGACACAGAUGGGCUUUCAGGAAAUAUGGAUUCAAUAGAAGAAAAAGGUUCUGUUCUUUCCCUGGUCAAGUUGACGAGGAGUGGUUUGCUUCUCCUGACAUUUGCCAGAGAAAAUUCUCCCGACCCUGUAGCCAUAGUGUCAAAUAUUUUUCAGUGUGUAGAAUCUGGGAGUCUAAGGUCACCUCUUUGGUGUCAUCGCAUUUUCCCGAUCCAAGCUACAUGUCUUUUGGAUGAGAAGGAACUGCGAACAGUUGUAUCAAAGCUUGUCCUUCAAUUCGUGAAUGACAAACAGAACAAACUUGCACAUCCUACAAAGUUUGCAGUUGGUUAUAACAGAAGAGGUAUUGAAGAAACGCAAACAAAGCAUGUGAAGGAUUCUAAUAUGUGUUCUUUGUUGGACCGAAAUAAAUGCUUUGAAAUUGUGGCUUCUGUAGUUAAAGAAGCUGUACCAGAUUCAUCUGUUGAUCUCAAGUCUCCAGAGCUUUCCAUUCUUGUUGAGCUGCUGCCUCUUUCAAGAGUGCCCAACGGGUCAUUACUUGCUGCUGUCUCUGUUCUUCCUCAAAACCUUGUCAGUGUAAAGCCACGACUGUGCAUUAAGCCCCUCGUUCCUGAUGGCAAAGCAAAGAAUGAAGGAGUUAGAAGGUAGUUUUGGUUGCAGAAGAAUUGAGAGCAAUCAUGAAUGCAAAUGCACACACCAUUCUUUGUACGUGGUCAUUUAUUAUCUUUCUUUGCUUUUCUCUUUUCAUCCCAAUAUUAGGCAUUUUAUUGUAGAAAGUAAGGUGGACUAGUUGUAGCGCUAGUGAGUAAAACCCAAGAGAAUUUUCUUUCUCAGGAAAGUUUUAAUUUUUGGUUA